UAAUCUUAUGUGUUUAUUACUGUGUUCAUACACAUUUCUUUGUAUUCUGCAUAUGUACUUGCACAUAGAUGUGUAGUGUAUGUACUCCACUUGUUGAAUGGUAGGGGACUUCUAAUGGCUCCUCUUACGCUUUCUGUUGAUGCGAAGAGCUCUUCAGCUGGUUCUUCCGAUAUUCCAAAUAGGGUGGUGCAGAACUCGCAGCUAAAGACAAGCAAAGGUUUUGCUUCAGUCAAUAUGCAAGAAGAAAAGCCUUUUGAUUUCUUCCGCAUUUUGUUUGAGGGUGUUAUAGCAGGAGGUACAGCUGGAGUUGUCGUUGAAACAGCCUUAUACCCGAUCGAUACAAUAAAGACAAGACUUCAGGCAGCUCGUGGAGGAGGAAAAAUAGUUUUGAAGGGUCUCUAUUCAGGAUUAGCUGGAAAUAUUGCUGGUGUCUUACCGGCUUCAGCUUUAUUUGUUGGAGUUUAUGAACCCACAAAGCAGAAGCUAUUGAAGACCUUUCCUGAACAUUUAAACGCAGUUGCUCACCUGACUGCAGGUGCUAUUGGUGGAUUUGCUGCCUCUCUGAUCCGGGUUCCAACAGAGGUUGUGAAGCAAAGAAUGCAGACAGGACAAUUUACAUCAGCCCCUGACGCUGUGCGGCUUAUUGCAUCAAAGGAGGGAUUUAGAGGUCUUUACGCUGGAUAUGGAUCCUUCCUAUUGCGAGAUUUGCCAUUCGACGCUAUUCAAUUCUGCAUAUAUGAGCAGCUCCGGCUGGGUUAUAAAAGAGCAGCACAGAGAGAGCUUAAUGAUCCUGAGAAUGCUGUAAUCGGUGCAUUUGCAGGUGCCCUGACCGGAGCCAUCACCACUCCGCUUGAUGUGAUCAAGACAAGGUUAAUGGUUCAGGGAUCAACCAAACAAUACCGAGGGAUCUUUGAUUGCGUUCAAACCAUCGCGAAGGAGGAAGGAGCUUCUGCUUUCUUAAAGGGGAUAGGGCCAAGAGUACUGUGGAUAGGUAUUGGGGGUUCAAUCUUCUUCGGAGUCCUCGAAAGCACGAAGAGGGCACUCGCCCAGAGGCGUUCCGCAGCUCGACAUGACUCGAAGGAGAAGUAAGCUCCGACUUGUGCUUCUAAACGAUGUCGUAUUGAUUCAGAAUAGUUUUGUCAAUCUCAGCAGAUUAUUUUAUGUUUUUAUCAAUUACCUGCUCGACUGCAGAACUGGAAGUCAUCUGACCAUCAUAUAUUCAUCAAACCUCACAGAA
This is a messenger RNA of Tarenaya hassleriana, 1237 nucleotides long. RefSeq names its product S-adenosylmethionine carrier 1, chloroplastic/mitochondrial. Gene Ontology annotation, molecular function: S-adenosyl-L-methionine transmembrane transporter activity. Gene Ontology annotation, biological process: transmembrane transport. NCBI's taxonomy places the organism in Eukaryota, Viridiplantae, Streptophyta, Magnoliopsida, Brassicales, Cleomaceae. The record is from RefSeq and is a predicted model, not a curated record. Bases 115 to 1089 code for a protein of 324 amino acids. The transcript is spliced from 13 exons. Gene Ontology annotation, cellular component: mitochondrial inner membrane.